UUAGCUUGGCAUUUGUUUAUCUGAAAAGACCACGCAAGUCUUUUGGAAAGUAUAAAAAGCAGCAGCGUCGCCACUUUUAAAAACAUUGUGGGCAUCAAUGCCCAAUUAAUAUAGACAUGCUGCGCAUUCGUCGUCGCUUUGCGCUACUAAUUUGUUGUGGCUGUCUCCUCAUUUUUCUCAGCCUAUAUGUAGUUCUUAAUUUUGCGGCACCGGCUCCGAAUGCGAAAAAGCCAAAUUAUGUUGCGCUUGAGAACAAGCUGCAACAACUGGAAAAUGGAUUGCAGCAAGAUGGCCACGAAAUGCGAAAUUCACGCAAACAUUCUGCAAAAAGACCGGACAAAAUCCGAGAAAAUGACGAUAUUCUAGCCGUCGAUUCAGUCAACAAUGAAGCCGACGAAGCUGGAGAAUGUGCUGACGUAGUGCAUCAGGUGCCGCAAGUUGAUGUCCAAAUGCUCCAAUUAUAUGACCAAAUGUCAUUUGCCGAUAUUGAUGGCGGCGUUUGGAAGCAAGGAUGGAACAUAAAAUACGAUCCGCUCAAGUACAACCAGCAUCACAUGCUGAAAGUGUUUGUUGUGCCGCACUCCCAUAACGACCCCGGCUGGAUUAAAACGUUCGAGGACUAUUAUAACGCUGAUACAAAACACAUCUUAUCGAAUGCAUUGCGGCAUCUAACGGAGAAUCCUGAUAUGAAAUUCAUUUGGGCUGAAAUUUCAUAUUUUUCACGUUUUUUUGAAGAUUUAGGCGAAAAGAAGAAGCAGCAAAUGAAAAUGAUUGUGAAGAAGGGCCAGCUAGAAUUUGUUACCGGUGGGUGGGUAAUGCCCGAUGAGGCCAAUUCGCAUUGGCGUAAUGUGCUCCUGCAACUGACGGAGGGGCAGUCCUGGUUAAAUAAGCAUCUGAACGUCACGCCCACCGCAUCCUGGGCUAUAGACCCGUUCGGGCACAGCCCUACAUUACCUUACAUACUGCAAAGAAGCGGUAUAAGAAAUCUACUUAUACAGCGUACACAUUACUCUGUGAAGAAGGAGCUAGCACAGCAACGGCAGCUGGAGUUCUACUGGCGUCAGACAUGGGAAACGCGUGAAAACACAGCCCUUUUCACGCACAUGAUGCCCUUUUACUCGUAUGAUAUUCCGCACACAUGCGGCCCUGAUCCCAAAGUAUGCUGUCAGUUCGACUUUAAGCGCAUAGGUGGAUUCGGACUAAGCUGCCCUUGGCGAGUCCCGCCUCGUCCAAUCGACGAAAGCAACGUGGCCGCACGCUCCGAAAUGCUGGUGGAUCAGUGGAAGAAGAAGGCCGAAUUGUACCGCACGAACGUAUUGCUGGUGCCACUAGGCGACGAUUUCCGAUAUAAACAGAACGUGGAGUGGGAUGUGCAACGUGUUAACUAUGAAAAGCUGUUUGAGCACAUUAACGGUAAUCCGAAUUUCAACGUGGAGGCACAGUUUGGUACACUAAAUGAGUAUUUUGAGGCGGUGCAUCAAACUGGGCAGAAUUUUCCUUCUCUGAGUGGCGAUUUCUUUACCUAUGCGGACCGAGCUGACAACUACUGGAGUGGCUAUUACACCUCUCGUCCAUAUCAUAAGCGCAUGGAUCGCGUGCUAAUGCACUAUUUGCGAGCCGCGGAAAUGCUUCAUGCCUGGCAGAAUUGGGACUCGCAAGCUGGUUUUAGUCAAAAACUAGAACUGGCUCGCCGAGAACUAUCGCUUUUUCAGCAUCACGACGGCAUCACAGGAACCGCUAAAACGCAUGUGAUGCAGGACUAUGAGAAGCGCAUGAUAGAUGCCCUUAAGGCAUGCCAGUUUGUAAUGCAACAGGCAGUUUAUCGGCUGCUCACAAAGCCAUCAAUUUACAGUGCAGACUUUAAUUUUCACUAUUUUACGUUGGAUGAUUCGCGCUGGCCCGGCGUAGGUGUUGAAGAGAGCCGCACUACAAUUAUUCUCGGCGAGGAGCUACCCACAAAGCAUGUUGUCUUGCACAACACUGUUCCGCAUUGGCGAGAGCAGCUAGUGGAUUUUUAUGUUUCUAGCCCGUUUGUGAGCGUUAGCGAUUUAGCAGGUAAUUCAGUUGAAGCGCAGGUGUCACCCGUCUGGAGCUGGCAUCACGAUACGAUCAGCAAAACCGUCAAUCCACAAGGCUCCACAACUAAGUAUCGUAUACUUUUUAAGGCACGCGUGCCGCCCAUGGGACUGACGACUUAUUUACUAACGGUCUCAACAUCAAAGCCCGCUCACACCUCCUAUGCUUCACAUUUACUGUUCAACGGAAGUCCAGUUUCGGUGAGUUUAGGCCAAUAUCCAGAGGAUACCAAGUUUAGUGAGCAUAGCGAGUUUUCACUGCGUGUAGGCGCCGGGCCCAUAUUGGCUUUCUCCGAGUAUGGCCUGCUGAAAUCGAUGCAGCUAACACCUGACAGCUCGCCCGUGCCUGUGCACCUCAAGUUCCUUAAGUAUGGCACUCGAACGCAUGGUGAUAAGUCCGGGGCCUAUUUGUUUCUGCCAAACGGACCCGCAGUGCCGAUAACGGGAAACCCGCCUGUUGUACUUGUCAGCGAGGGAAAGUUGGAGUCGUAUGUUAGCGUAGGCUUGCCCCACGUUAUCCAUCAGACCAUUCUGCGCGGCGACGCGCCCGAAAUACGCAACUUGGUGGACAUAGGUGUUACCGACAACGUUGAAAUUGUGAUGCGCUUGCAGACGCGCAUUGACAGCGGCAGUACUUUCUUCACGGACUUAAAUGGACUGCAAUUAAUCAAGCGGCGACGAUUCGAGAAACUACCGUUGCAGGCAAACUAUUAUCCGGUGCCAUCGGCCAUGUUCAUCGAGGAUACCAACAUGCGGCUGACGUUGCUAACAGGGCAGCCGUUGGGUGGUGCCUCCCUAGCUUCGGGUGAGCUAGAAAUAAUGCAAGACCGGCGACUAGCAAGCGACGAUCAACGGGGCUUAGACCAGGGCGUGCUGGAUAAUAAGCCAGUGCUACACAUUUAUCGCCUUAUUCUGGAGAAGAUCAAUGGUUGUGUACGUCCCUCGAAAGCACAUCCCGCUACCUACAUGACCAAAGAGGCACACAAGGCUUCCCAAGAAUUGCUUGAUCCAUUGGAUAAGCUUAUUUACACAGAGAAUGAGUGGACAGGUGUACAGGAGCAAUAUGGAAAUGGUCACGUGCCGGCCAACGAGGAUCUUGACGUCGUUGUAUUGCGACGUUUAACAAAUAGUACGGCCAAAAAGCAGCGUGUUGGUUGCGUAUUGCAUCGUACACAGUUACUGCAGUGCAACGACGAGUCACCAGUGGAAAAAGUGAGUCCUUUUAACGUAUGCAAUAUAUUGCAAAAUGAAGAGGAGCCGACACUUACCGACCGCUGUCAGCGCACUACGUUAACAUUCCUGCAAGAUCUCGAACAGUUUGAACCGAAACUGGCGCCUCUACUAUGUCCUAUGGAGACCGCCGCUUAUAUAAUAAGUCAUAACGUUGGCAAUGACAGCUGAAAUGCGACCAUUAUCUCAGGCAGUAAUAAUUGGAACACCUUUGACUAGGUUAAUACACGCAAACUUAAUUUAUUGUUAAGCACGUUACAUUACUUUAAUACUGACCAAACAGCAAUACACUGCGUAUAUGAAUCUCAAUUACGUACAUUUUAUUGUUUUGUCUAAUUGUAAUCGAAAUCUCGAGAAAAGAGAGCAUCGUGUGUAGUUUUAAUAAUUUUAUUUUCUUUUGUGUGAUAUUUCUAAAAUCUCUAUCGAUUUUAUGCAAUCAAUCUUUUCAUCGAAUAAUUCUAAUAUUAAUUUUAUGUCUAGUAUUAUAAUAUUAGAUGUGAUAAAAUACGAUUUUAUUCGACCCAUUCAUAAAAAUUGA
Drosophila virilis is the source of this 3843-nucleotide messenger RNA. RefSeq names its product alpha-mannosidase 2 (gene alpha-Man-IIa). Gene Ontology annotation, cellular component: Golgi membrane. Gene Ontology annotation, biological process: mannose metabolic process; protein deglycosylation; N-glycan processing. The record is from RefSeq and is a predicted model, not a curated record. Gene Ontology annotation, molecular function: alpha-mannosidase activity; carbohydrate binding. NCBI's taxonomy places the organism in Eukaryota, Metazoa, Arthropoda, Insecta, Diptera, Drosophilidae.